CCAAUCAACAUGCAGCGCGAGAGUUUUAUAAAGCAAUAAUAAAAUCUUUGGUGGGACAAAUGUUUACAGCGCACGCUCGCCCUUUAAUACCUCUCGCGUUUCAAUCUUUGUUGGCGCGCGAUUUUCUUUCUAAAGGGUUUGGAACAUAAUUACUCCUACAGUUAAGACUUAAGUCUUAGAUCCACCAUUAUAUAAACAAGUGUGGGAAUCUUAUAUAUUCUGCACUAGUCCCAAGUUUUUUUCUCCAAAUUCAUCUUGGCCUUGCUUAUUUUGCAGUACUAGAUAUGGUGAGAUCUGGCUGUGCUGCGGCAGAUAAUAGAAGAAUGACGGAAGAAAAUCCAAAUCAUAAAGAAAAGAAAGCAAAGUUGGAAGCAGAACAGAGAAGAAGAAUGAGAGAAGAAUAUGAAAAUCUUACAGUGACAGAACAGCCCAAAAAACAGAUGAAGGCGGCCGAAUCGAACACAAAGAAUACAAUAAUACUGGAAGAAGGAGACGCAAAUAUAUCUUCUGCUUCAAAACAUGGAAAGGUUGAUGAUGAGUGCGUAGAAAGUUUUAUGGAGCAACUUAAAGCCAAAGUGAAGAGUGAAGUAGAUUAUUCAGACUUCCAAAUCUUAGAAGAGGAUUUAGGGAAGGAUUUGACAACGGUUGGGAGAUUUAGUGUUCCGCUACGCCUGGAACAUAUUGCAAAGAGAAUCAAAGAUGGGUUUGGUGAUAUUACUUCACACAGUUCACAAAGUGACUGUGCAGCUAUGCCUACCUAUCUUCUCUUCUGUGCUGCAAUCAAAGAGAUGGAUGAUCUCAAACUAGACCAGGUCAACAAGACUAAAUUAUUGUUGUGGCGAGAUGCAAUUAACAAUGCCCUCAACCUUCAAUUCAAUGUGGAUUUCGCCAUUAAACACCUCUUUAAAAUUGCGCGUGCAUAUUUUGGUUUCAAAGUAAUGGAAGGGAAAAGCGGUGAAGAGAUGCUCAAGCUCAAGAAUGUAGAUGGGAAUCUGGAGGUCCCCGAAGAUUGUCUACGUGAAGCUGAAUAUUUUAGCGGCAAGCCUCUUAGCACCGGUCUGCUCCGCUAGUAAUUUUCUACCUAAAGCCAUGCCGCCUUUAUGUUUCUGCCUUUCGUCUUUGUCUUUGUUACAUUUUAAUGUCUAAUUUCUAUGUUUAAUGAAAUAGCAGUUAUGAUCUUAAACUUAUUCCUAAACAA
Gossypium arboreum is the source of this 1198-nucleotide messenger RNA. RefSeq lists its product as uncharacterized. The transcript is spliced from 3 exons. Lineage: Eukaryota; Viridiplantae; Streptophyta; Magnoliopsida; Malvales; Malvaceae. The record is from RefSeq and is a predicted model, not a curated record. The coding region runs from base 285 to 1070 and encodes 261 amino acids.